Acanthoscelides obtectus is the source of this 375-nucleotide messenger RNA. Lineage: Eukaryota; Metazoa; Arthropoda; Insecta; Coleoptera; Chrysomelidae. The record is from the annotation of a GenBank genome assembly.
UGGCUGUACUACCCGGCCUUAUGGUAUCACUGCAGGCAGGUACAGCACUUACACGCUUCAAUCUCUCGGCAACCGUCGGCGCAGCGGAAUGUCCACGCGUUCACAGCUCCGUGCAGAGCUCUAUCCAGUUAAGCUAUUUUUUUAAUAGUGGUUCUUAUAGGGUUCUCGAUUGUCUCUCAGUGGUGCUUUGGUGUUUUAGUGUUGUGACGUGGGUGUCAAGUGUCUCCAAAGUGGAAAUUAGGUCUACUUCCAACUCUUCUGAGGUAAACAGGAUACAUGUGCAGCAAACUACAAAUUAGGUUGUUAGGGUUGACAUCCUAUGUUUUUUUUAAAUAAAUUGCGCACAUUGCAUACCAUGAGAGAUUUGUCAUAUAC